Molecule: messenger RNA, 525 nt
Organism: Suillus subalutaceus
Lineage: Eukaryota; Fungi; Basidiomycota; Agaricomycetes; Boletales; Suillaceae
Exons: 4
Coding region: 1-525 (174 amino acids)
Source: RefSeq, a predicted model, not a curated record
AUGCCCCAACUCAACUGUGUUCUAGUUGCCUCAUGUUAUCCACCGCUCAGAGAUGAGCGCGCACAAGCGGGCGCUGAGCGGCAUUAUCAGAAGUCUCCAAGGCGAUCGAACAUUGUACUUUGGCAAGUACACCCUGUGCCUUCUGAUUCUAAGAUUCUCACUCCUUUUUUCCAGUACAUAACCCUUCGUCAACACACCAUCUAUCUUAUCAAGAGAUGCCUAGCCGAACUUUCCUUUGCAAAUGCGCUCAAUGCUGCGAUGUCGGAGUGGAUGGUGUGCCCAGAAAUGUGGUGGCAGAGACUUGCCCAUCACCAUAAAGCAAAUCGCGAAACACCGUCCUCAAUAUUUCCAAGGCGAGCACCCAACACAUCAGUCCGAGAUGUCACACCGGUGGACGAUCUCGCCGCCGAACUAUUUGCUAUGACCUUAACCGAUAAUGAAGCCAUUCAGAUGGUCACCACAAAUUUCCAACGAGGCAAGGCAAAUGCCCACCUGGAUGCUGAACUCACUGGCAACGACACGUGA